AUGGAUCUCAUAGAUGCCAAUGGCGGCGAGCCAGUUCCCUUCGCCGGCCGUGUGAUGGGCCCGCUGGUGCUUGAAGGCUACUCACGACGCCGUGAAGAAGCGCCAGCAAACCCGCCCACCGUCACCAACGACCAGCCAGCUUUCCUCAUGGGCCCCUUGGUACUUGAUGGCUAUUCACGCCAUAGAGAAGCAUCACCCCCUCGUCAAGAAGUAUCAACACCUCGUCGAGAAGCGUCACCGCCCCUCGACAGGGAAAUACCUUCACCCUGCUGUCGCUACUACCUCGACGAGAAGCCGCCCUACAUUCUCUUUUCGCGGCUAUCGCGCUGCAACAGAUAUCACGUGAUGUCUCUCUACUGCCGCAUCAUCAGGUACUGGGACGUCAUGUCGCCCGCGACGCCGUUCCCCGUCAACUUGCUGCCAGAUCCGGAUCCGCGUAACUGGGGCUCCGAGCUGCUGUCCAGGCUGCUGUGUCUCGCUGAGAUGACGCGCUCGCGGUACCGAGUUGAGGGCGUUGACCGCAUUUUCGAGCAUAUCAUCAUGAGGAACUGUCUUGCUUUGGACCAUGAGGUCGUUAGUGCGGACUUGAUUCACGGCGAUUUCGUCAUCCGGCUCCCGGACGUCGAGUAUGCCAUCGACAUGAUGCGCACCAGGAUCCAUACUCUGCACCCGGGAGAGUUCAACUACCCGACAGUGCCGUUGGCGUGUGCGACGCGGUAG
Messenger RNA from Exserohilum turcica Et28A, 720 nucleotides. RefSeq lists its product as uncharacterized. Bases 1 to 720 code for a protein of 239 amino acids. NCBI's taxonomy places the organism in Eukaryota, Fungi, Ascomycota, Dothideomycetes, Pleosporales, Pleosporaceae. The record is from RefSeq and is a predicted model, not a curated record. The transcript is spliced from 2 exons.